This is a messenger RNA of Mugil cephalus (flathead mullet), 4894 nucleotides long. RefSeq names its product microtubule-associated protein RP/EB family member 1-like. The transcript is spliced from 7 exons. The record is from RefSeq and is a predicted model, not a curated record. Gene Ontology annotation, molecular function: microtubule plus-end binding. Gene Ontology annotation, biological process: spindle assembly; protein localization to microtubule plus-end; regulation of microtubule polymerization or depolymerization. The coding region runs from base 192 to 962 and encodes 256 amino acids. Gene Ontology annotation, cellular component: microtubule plus-end; microtubule organizing center; cytoplasmic microtubule. Lineage: Eukaryota; Metazoa; Chordata; Actinopteri; Mugiliformes; Mugilidae.
AACCCGUUCCUUCCGCUGCCGGUAGAGUGAGCGUGAACUGCCAAGAAGAAGAGAAGAAAAGCAGAAGUGGCAAUAACGUCGAAACGAGCUCAGAUUGGCAUUUUAUGACACAGGGUUACAGCCGAGAAAAUUAUCAUAAUCACCGUGCCCGAGAACUGUGAAAGCCAAUCGACUCAAGCAGCUGAUCAACGAUGGCUGUGAACGUGUACUCCACCUCAGUGACCAGUGACAACUUAAGUCGUCAUGACAUGCUGGUCUGGAUCAAUGAAUCUCUACAGAUGAACCUCACCAAGAUAGAAAUGUUGUGUUCAGGUGCUGCCUACUGCCAGUUCAUGGAUAUGCUGUUCCCCAACUCUGUGCCUCUGAAGAAAGUUAAAUUUGGUGCCAAGCUGGAGCACGAAUACAUCCAUAACUUCAAGCUUCUGCAGGUUGCCUUCAAAAAGAUGGGAGUCGACAAAAUCAUUCCAGUAGACAAACUGGUGAAGGGGAAGUUUCAAGACAACUUUGAGUUCGUCCAGUGGUUUAAGAAGUUCUUUGAUGCCAACUACGAUGGAAAGGAUUAUGAUCCAGUUGAGGCAAGGCAGGGCCACGACGCCAUGCCGCCACCACCUGCUACAUCAGCCCUCAACAAACCACCCAAGAAGGCCAUCAGUCAAACUCCCCAGAGGCCCCCCGUUGCCAAGGUAGCGCCCAAGUUGGCUCCUGUCAGCUCAAGGAAACCGAUGGGAGGAGGUGAUGAGGAGAGGGCCGAGCUCCUGAAUGAGGUGGAGAUCCUGAAGUCUACCAUUCAGGACAUGGAGAAGGAGAGAGACUUUUACUUUGGUAAGCUGCGAAACAUUGAGCUGAUUUGCCAGGAGAAGGAAGGAGAGGGCGACCCCACACUGCAGAGGAUCAUAGACAUCCUCUACGCCACAGACGAGGGUUUUGUGAUACCAGAUGCAGAGGAGCCAGAGGAGUUUUAAAUAUUCAAGACUGCAAGCAACUUUUCACUUAGAUGCCCUGGUCUACCAACCCACUUCCAAAUCUUUCCUCAAGCCAAGACAGUUUGGUUUUAUAUCCGACGCCAAGCCUAUUCUCGACUUGUGUCCCCUCCCGAAUCGAACCCCCGCCCUGCUGGACUCCUUCUUCCUGUAACCUUCAACCACCGUGCAGCUCCUCCUUUACCGAACCAUCUUUUAUCAAUAAUCAGCGCAUCCCCAGUCCUCCUCCCUCUAAACCAGAUGGAGCAGUACAUAUCUGGUUUCUGUAACGGACUUUAGUGUGAAAAACAUGUUCUCUGUGGGUGUGUGUGGGUGUGUAUACGUGUGUGUGUGUGUGUGUGUGUGUGUGUGUGUGUGUGUGUGGUUGUAAGUGUAAAAAAAAUCGAUUUGAAACAAACGUGAAGAACCUCCUCUGGAGACCCGGCUGUUCGUUGUCCCAAACUAAUCCAGGUUGGAUUUUAGUUUAAUGGCGCUGUAGCCGCUCUGUGCCUCUAAUGCUCGCACUGAAUUUUAUUCAUUUAGAGACAGAACUGAGGAACAGCAGGAAGAAGAAAAACACAUCUUACCAACUAGAACACGUACUUUUUCAUCACUUUGAAACAAAUCGGUGACUUAUUUUUGCUCGUUUUAGUCGUGCUAAAUAAAUUGUGUUUAAGAUGUAGUCGGAUUUGGUCGCCAAGUUUUGAAACUAAUGCAAAUGAAGAAAACAAUUAAUGGGUCGUUCAUUGUGACGCUGAAGGGCUCAGGGUUUAGUCUGGGACGAGGCAGCGGUCGGGUCUCUCCUUGGCCUUUUUCCACCUGUGACUUCCUGUCCAACCAGGGACACCAUCUUGACUUUGUCCUGCUUUUGUAAAUUAAUGCUACUGUUCUGUCACAUUUUCCCCCUCACUCCAUUUUUUUCCUUUUAUUUGUCUUGUUUACCUUGUCGUUUAUUUUGACAUGUUCCUGGGCACUUGUCAUUCAUGCCCACACCUUUUUAUAUAAUUUAGUUUUUUCUCACGCUUUAAACUAAACGAUCACUCUGUCGGAAAGAUUUUACUUGUGUGCAGAAACAUGUUUUUCCAGCCACAAUAGAGUUUUGAAUAUAUAUAUAUAUAUAUUUUUUUUUUUUGAAAGGUUGCGGUUCUUGUAGCAGAUCGGACGUCUUUUCUUCUCCUCCGCACACAUUGUCCCACCAAACCUUCACAUUUCAGGCUUCCUAAACGUGCAAUUGUUCAUUCCAGGAGAAGUGGCCUAAUCUUCAGGUCGACAUGAGAUGAAGCGUUUAAAGCGGGUGGCAGCAUUCUUCCGAUGUUUGGUUAAAAAAAAAAAAAAAAGAAGAAGUGCAAAAAAAAUCCCAACUAGCCGAUAAGGUUUUUGUCUCUUUGGACGUCUGAUUUAAGGCUUAAGCACUGCUUUUAUACCAGUGGACUUUCAGCAGCUUCAGACCAGCCGCUUGAUAAACACUGUGAGCUCCGACUGCGGCUGAUCGCUGUGUUGGCUUCACGUAGCCGGCUGCAGUCGACACCUUCUACAUCUCUCAGCUGCUGCGGAUCAGUGAAACCUCUCCCUUUCAAUACUAGUGUCCUAUUAUUUUUUAAAUUUUUUUUUUUAAAUACCCAAAGCUGAUCUGUCACAUGGAUCAAAAAUGCCACGCUGAAGGAAAACUCCUCUGAAAGACAAAUGUCUUAUGCUUCCCCGUUCUAUAUCCACGCCCUGACUGACCAACAUUUAAUAUUAUCUGUGGAUCUAAUUUGAGACCCGUUGCUCCCCUGCAUUACGUCCAAACGUAAUAUCUCCACAUAUUUGUCCCUAAUUUGAAACGACACACUGGUGUGUGUUCCACGCCGACCCUGUAAUUGGAGAACAUGAUGGCCUUAUUCUUUAGUUUUUUUUUUGUACUUUAAUGUGCUGUUUGGGGCAAAUGUUUGUACUGUUACAGUCAUAAUUUUAAUGUGUUCUGGAAAUAAACAACAUUGGAGGUAUUGUGGACAGGAGCUCAGGUGUGUCGGGGUGCAGCAGGACGCCCGUCUUCCAUCAGAAGCAAACUAAUCUGAAUGGUGACCGAUGUGCACGGAAAACAGACUUAAAUUAAACAUGAGCAUGUUCCUCUUCCGAUGGCUGAAUAUUUAAGUGUAGCUUCAUGACUCAGUUGGACGGAGCUCCCGAGCCUUUAUCGAACACUGCCGUGGGACUGAAUGUUGCACUAAUCCAGUGGGUGCCUGGUCCUCAUGUUCCUUUUGUAUUUAGUUGCCUCCAGUAAGACCGCGCCUCUUAUUUUCCCCCGUAGGAAUCGUUUCUUCUUUCAGAAUGUAUGUCACUCCUACGAGUGCUUUGAGUGUCUUUAUGAGCCUCGCGGUGACGUUCCAGUUCAUGUUUUGUUUCAUGUUUGUGCUCCGCAGAUGAUGAGGUUGAAGCACUGACUGAUUUGAUGACUGGACUGAGUCAGCUGUAAAUUGACGUGUUGCACGUCUGUUUUGGGUGUUCACCGUUUUACGCACGGUAGCAGCAAAAGUACACAGACAAGUUGAGUACUGAUGUUGAAAAGCCCUUGGAAUAAGACAAGUAAAUCUGGCUGUGAAUGCAGACAAAGAUUAAAUCAGUUUAUUUGAUUUCAUUGCUCACAUUAAACUCGAGCUGUGAGGUAUAUCGUAGUUUGCUGAAGCUUCAUGCAGCCCAACUGAGACUGAAGCCUCGUAGUUGUCAGGAUUACCUUUGGUCUGUUUUACAAUAAACAUUUCAGUUCACCUAUUUAACAUUUAUAACCACAGAUUUGACAAUAAUAAUGAAUAAAAAAAAAUAUUCCACUGACACUAAACUUUCCUCAGGAGGAGCUACCCACACAAAUGCUUAGAACCUCUCAGUUUAUGUCCAUAUAGUUGUUUUAAGUGACAAACAAGGUGACGCCAAGUGUUUAACAUUUAGCCUAAAGCUAAAAUGGUUUCUUACUCCACUGCCACUCCUACUGUAAAAUAAGCCAGUUCAGAUUUCUUCUAGUGACCAAUCUGUCCUGGGAGAGAGAAGCUGUAGCAAUGAUGCCAAUAAUGCCAAAUGAGGACUAACAAACAGACAGUCAGUCCCCGCCUCCCCGUCUUUCUUUCCCUCUCUACCGUGAGCCUUCUCAAAUACACGAAGCUGUAGACAGACCAGCGACUCCCUGAGUUUGGUUCUGACGAGCCUUAGUGAAGAAGUGCUUUUUGUUAUGCAAUGUUAAAGAGGGAACAGGUGCUCUCUCUCUCUCUCUUUACAUAGUGGCCUCUGUGCUGAACCCAGUGCCAACGGAACCACCUCCCUCCACUGACGCCCUCUGUAGCGGUCGAGUCGCGGUACGGACCGACUCCAAUCUGCCGUCGGGUCCUGAUCUGUUCAAUGUUUAUCUUCCUGCUGGAGACUUUUUUUUUUUUUUUGACAAUCGCCUGGUUCUUUUGCAGUUUUACUCCGUCGUCUUGACGGCGUUUGAAAGUGUUUGUAGCGGUGUGCCGACUCCUGUCUGGUUUCAUGGUAGUGGUGAAGUGUGUUGUUGUUAAGUGUUAGUGAGAAGGACUGUGUGCGUCUGUUUCAUGUUAAACUCUGGUACAAGAUCUUUUUGUUUCUCCUUCCCAGUCUCACACACACACACACACACACACCGGAAUUAGUUUGCGCUUGCUCGAGCGUUUUAAAUCAUCUCCAAGGAAACAUGAAUUAAGAAGGCGCAAACGCAACGUCUCUGGCCUGACGUCAGAUGUGUGUGUUUGCAGAAAAUGUCUGAGCAAAGAGAAGGAACGGCUUUAAACGGUGGUGCUUGUCUGACCUCUGACCUUUCUCAACAAUCGGUGUGUACACUGUGGGCCGAGCGCCGCCUCACUCUCUCUCUAUUUGAUGUGUUUGUUAUACUCUGCUGAACUCGAUUUUCUUCAAGUUUCUUACAGACAAUAAAACAGUAUUUCCACGUC